Molecule: messenger RNA, 1176 nt
Organism: Salvia hispanica
Lineage: Eukaryota; Viridiplantae; Streptophyta; Magnoliopsida; Lamiales; Lamiaceae
Gene: RPL4
Product: ribosomal protein L4
Biological process (GO): translation
Cellular component (GO): ribosome
Molecular function (GO): structural constituent of ribosome
Source: RefSeq, a predicted model, not a curated record
UCUUCACUGAAGUUGCAGGAAAGGAUAACAAGAUAACAUCUCUCUUCUUCUUCGCUUGUUCAACAACAAUGGCGACCGCAUCUCCUUCUUCAGUCUCCUUCUUCUCCUCCUCCAUUUUCCUCUCCACGCCCUCCCCCUCCCCCAAAACCCUCCAAUUCCCCCGCCGCCGCCCUCCCCUCGCCAAAAUCCACGCCGAGCUCGCCACCGUCCCCAUCCUCUCCUUCGACGGCGACCAGGUCGGCUCCGCCACGCUCAACCUCAAAUCCGCCCCUCCGGAGACCGCCCGCGCCGUCGUCCACCGCGGAAUCACCACCGACCUCACCAAUCGCCGCCGCGGCACGGCCUCAACCCUAACCCGCGCCGAGGUCCGCGGCGGCGGCGCCAAGCCCUACCCGCAGAAGAAGACCGGCCGCGCCAGGCGCGGCUCCCAGCGGACGCCGCUCCGGCCCGGCGGAGGCGUGAUUUUCGGCCCGAAGCCCAAGGACUGGUCGAUUAAGAUCAACCGGAAGGAGAAGAGGCUGGCGAUCUCGACCGCGAUCGCGAGCGCGCUCGGGAACGCGAUCGUGGUGGAGGAUUUCGAGGAGAAGUUCGAGAAGCCGAAGACGAAGGAGUUCAUCGCGCUGAUGAAGAGGCUAGGGCUCGAUCCGAAGAGGAAAUCGAUGUUUCUGAUGACGGAGGUUUCGGAUAAUGUGAGGCUUUCGAGUAGGAAUUUGGGGACGCUGAAGAUGCUGACGCCGAGAACGCUGAAUCUGUUCGAUGUUUUGGAUGCGGAGAGCUUGGUUCUGAGCAAAGGAGCUGUGGAUUUUUUGAAUGAGAGGUAUGGAUUGGAUGGAGAUGGUGAUGAUGAAGAUGAAGAUGAGUUUGAAGAGGAAGAUGAAGGAGCUGAGGCUGAGGUAGAAGGAGACACCGAUUCAUCGGAGUGAAUCUCUCCCUCCCUCUCUCUGUUGACCGGUGCAAACGCUCUCGACUCGACUGGCAGAACCACCAGCUAGUGUAUGUUAAAUGGUUCAGGUUCCAACUCAUGAUUCAGCCUGUAUUUUUUGAUAGCAAUACCACUGCUGCAAUCUCAAAUUUUAUAGCCAUUCUAGCUUUGUUGUUCAAUUGCUUCAGAUUUUGACCAUUUGAUGAAAAUGUUGCUAGGAUACCUAAUGUAUCUAGCCAUUGUUUUCUGGUAAA